Molecule: messenger RNA, 2688 nt
Organism: Schizosaccharomyces octosporus yFS286
Lineage: Eukaryota; Fungi; Ascomycota; Schizosaccharomycetes; Schizosaccharomycetales; Schizosaccharomycetaceae
Product: mRNA export shuttling protein
Exons: 1
Coding region: 128-2062 (644 amino acids)
Cellular component (GO): ribonucleoprotein complex
Molecular function (GO): RNA binding
Source: RefSeq, a predicted model, not a curated record
ACGGAGGUUAGUGUUGUAUUUAAAUUUUCGCUCACCACAUAUUUCUUCCUUCGCAAACCACAAAUCCUAUAAUAUAAAAAAAUUUGGAAAAAUACAAUAAAAACCAAGUUAAAUUACUGAAAACGCCAUGGCUGUUACGGAUCUGAAUAAGCAAGCUGACGUCGCCGUUGAGAGCGAAGUUAAGCCCACUACCUCUGUUGAGGCUACCAAUCAACAAGAAUCUGGUGCUGUUGAAGCUGAAACUCAAAAGCCCGCUGAAGAAACUGCUUCCGGCGAUGCUUCUGCUGCCGGUACCCCUGCUACUACCACCAGCUCUUUAGCUAACCCCUCUGCUUCUGCUCCCUCCAGUGCCUCCUUGUAUGUUGGUGAACUUGACCCCAGUGUGACUGAAGCUAUGCUUUUUGAGCUCUUUAACAGUAUUGGACCCGUAGCAAGUAUUCGUGUUUGCCGUGACGCCGUUACUCGUCGCUCUUUGGGCUAUGCGUAUGUCAACUUCCACAACAUGGAAGAUGGUUCUAAGGCUUUGGACGAGCUUAACUACACCUUGAUCAAGGGGCGUCCUUGUCGUAUUAUGUGGUCUCAACGUGAUCCUUCUUUGCGUAAGAUGGGUACUGGCAACGUUUUCAUUAAAAACUUGGACCCUGCUAUUGAUAACAAGGCUUUGCACGACACUUUCUCUGCCUUCGGUAAGAUUUUGUCUUGCAAGGUUGCCGUCGAUGAGUUGAGCAACUCCAAGGGAUACGGAUUUGUUCAUUUCGACACCGUCGAAUCUGCCAACGCUGCUAUUGAGCACGUUAAUGGCAUGCUUUUGAACGACAAAAAGGUUUACGUUGGUCAUCAUGUUAGCCGCCGUGAGCGUCAAUCUAAGUUUGAACAAAUGAAGGCUAACUUCACCAAUGUCUAUGUCAAGAACCUUGAUACUGAAAUCACUGAACAAGAAUUCAGUGAUCUCUUCACUCCCUUUGGUGAAAUCACAUCUCUUUCUUUGGUUAAGGACCAAGCUGACAAGCCCCGUGGUUUUGGCUUCGUCAACUUUUCUAGCCACGAAUCUGCUGAAAGAGCUGUUGAGGAGCUUAACGAUAAGGAAAUCAAUGGCAAGAAGCUCUAUGUCGGUCGCGCUCAAAAGAAGCACGAACGUGAGGAUGAACUCCGUAGACGUUACGAGCAAAUUAAGAUGGAAAAGAUGAACAAGUACCAAGGCGUUAACCUUUUCGUCAAGAACUUGCAAGAUGAGGUUGACGAUGAGCGUCUUAAGAAUGAAUUCUCUGCUUUCGGUACCAUCACUUCCGCUAAGGUUAUGACUGAUGAACAAGGCAAGUCUAAGGGCUUCGGUUUCGUUUGCUAUACUACUCCUGAGGAGGCUAACAAGGCUGUUACUGAAAUGAACCAACGCAUGCUCGCCGGCAAGCCUUUGUAUGUUGCCCUUGCUCAACGUAAGGAGGUUCGUCGCACUCAAUUGGAAGCUCAAAUUCAAGCCCGCAACCAAUUCCGUCUUCAACAACAAGUUGCAGCUGCCGCCGGUAUCCCUGCUGUUCAGUAUGGCGGUGGCCCUCUCAUGUAUGGCCCUGGUGGUUACCCCAUCCCCGCUGCCGUUAACGGACGUGGUAUGCCUAUGGUUCCUGGUCACAAUGGCCCUAUGCCUAUGUACCCAGGAAUGCCUGCUCAAUUUCCCGCAGGUGUUGCCCCCACCUACCCUGGUAUGAGCCCUCGUGGACCCGCUCCUGUCCCCGCUCAAGGCCGUCCUAUGAUGAUGCCAGGUGGUGUUCCUCAACCUGAAGCUGCUGAAGCUGCUGUUCCUAGCAUGCCUGAAAGAUUCACUGCUGCCGACUUGGCUGCUGUUCCUGAGGAGAACAGAAAGCAAGUUCUUGGUGAAUUGCUCUACCCCAAGAUCUUCAUGCGUGAAGAGAAACUUGCUGGUAAGAUUACUGGUAUGCUUUUGGAAAUGCAAGAUUCCGAGUUGUUGGAACUUCUUGAGGAAGAUGCUGCUCUUAACGAGCGUAUUGAUGAGGCCCUCAAUGUCUUACGCGAAUUUGCCGACGAGGAGCCCGCUGGUGAGCAAUAAAGUAGUUCGAUUAAUGGAUCUUAUACUUUGUAAGAAUUGAAAUUCGGGUUAAAAGCCUGUAGGAAUUUAGUAUAAUCUAUCUUAACGUUGGGUGUUUAUUCGUUUAACAAGGGAAAUUGUUUUGCAUUUUAUGUAUGUGCGGUGAUUGAUUUGAAUUCCGUGAAAGAAGAUUCUUUAAAUGCAGAAUCCGGUUGGAUAAUACAAUAAACUUAUAAAAAAAAAUAAAAAAAAUAAAGGUAUGGUAUGACUUCGUAGAUAAGCCCAUAUUUCGUCUGCUUAAAUUUGGUAAAUCUGAUACAUAUUUGUGUAGCUAGAAAACAUUGAGGGUUUAUUUUAUUCUUUGAGUUAAUGGUGAUGGUCUCUAAUACUAUACAGUAAUAGGAAGGAGUCGCCGAUGCCAACGUACUAUGAAAGUCUUCAAAGUAUAAAUGGAGGCCUUACUUUUGACAAUUAUAUUAGACAAUUGGAACUGUGAGAACUCCUACAUUCAAUAUAUGAUUGUCCUAACGUGCAAGUUUGUCGAAGCAUUUUAGGAUUUCGAGUUUCAAUAUUAGUAUUUCUUCUGAUAAUAUAUGCCUUGAUUUUCACAGCUCAUGUAGCAAAGUUUGCGAUGAUUUCUCAUGUAU